Molecule: messenger RNA, 5214 nt
Organism: Cricetulus griseus (Chinese hamster)
Lineage: Eukaryota; Metazoa; Chordata; Mammalia; Rodentia; Cricetidae
Source: RefSeq, a predicted model, not a curated record
AGUGCUGGGAUUAAAGGCGUGCACCACCACCUUCCGGUUUCAGGCUGCUCUUGAACUAACAGCAGUUCUCCUGGUUCAGCUUCCUAAGUGCACGUGUGACACACCAUUUCAAGAAAAAGAUCCCCAAAGGAAGGUCCAACGGGCGCUCCUCCAAGCCGAGCCUUGGAGGGCAAGGCCGGCACCAUUACCUCCAACGAGUGGAGCUCUCCCGACUCCCCCGAGGGGAGCAACAUCUCUGGGGGCAGCCAGGCACUGGACAAGCCCAUCGACAAUGAUGCAGAGGGCGUUUGGAGCCCAGAUAUUGAGCAAAGCUUCCAGGAGGCACUGGCCAUUUACCCACCCUGUGGCCGUCGCAAAAUCAUCCUGUCGGACGAAGGCAAGAUGUACGACAAGCCAGUGCUCCCAGGCCAGCACGUCUUCCUGGCAGAUGAAGGCUCUUAAUUUGGACUUGGCCAUAGGGAAAGGUCGGAACGAGCUGAUUGCUCGCUACAUCAAGCUUCGCACAGGGAAGACCCGCACCAGGAAGCAGGUCUCCAGCCACAUCCAGGUGCUUGCCCGUCGAAAAGCCCGGGAGAUCCAGGCCAAACUCAAGUUUUGGCAAGGAGCUUUGCCAGGCCAACCCGGAACAUCCCAUGAUGUGAAACCUUUCUCUCAGAACACCUAUACUGUCCAGCCUCCGCUGCCUCUGCCAGGCUUUGAAUCUCCUGCAGGACCCACCCCAUCACCCUCUGCUCCGCCAGCUUCCCCAUGGCAAGGCCGCAGUGUGGCCAGCUCCAAGCUCUGGAUGUUGGAGUUCUCUGCUUUCCUGGAGCGCCAGCAAGAUCCUGACACAUACAGCAAGCACCUGUUUGUGCACAUUAGCCAGUCGAGCCCAAGCUACAGUGACCCCUACCUCGAAGCCGUGGACAUCCACCAGAUCUACGACAAAUUCCCAGAGAGGAAGGGUGGCCUCAAGGAGCUAUUUGAACGGGGGCCUUCUAAUGCCUUCUUCCUUGUGAAGUUCUGGGCAGACCUCAAUACCAACAUUGACGAUGAAAGCAACGCCUUCUAUGGGGUCUCCAGCCAGUACGAGAGCCUGGAGAACAUGAUCAUUACCUGUUCUACCAAGGUCUGCUCCUUUGGCAAGCAAGUGGUGGAGAAAGUUGAGACAGAGUAUGCGCGCUAUGAGAACGGUCGCUACCUGUACCGUAUCCACCGGUCCCCGCUCUGUGAGUACAUGGUCAACUUCAUCCACAAGCUGAAGCACUUACCGGAGAAAUACAUGAUGAACAGUGUGCUGGAGAACUUCACCAUCCUGCAGGUGGUCACCAAUCGAGACACACAGGAGACCUUGCUGUGCAUUGCCUACGUCUUCGAAGUGUCAGCCAGCGAACAUGGGGCUCAGCACCACAUCUACCGGCUUGUGAAAGAAUGAGAGACUUGGAGAACGAUGGUGGGGGGACAGAUCCAGGAAAUGGGGACCUGGGAGGGAACCUUCAGGGCCAGCCCCCCAGAAGUGCCAAGAGAGCCGAGCAGAGAAGCAAACUGCCUGAUCUUGCAGUGCCCAACCCCCCAAUAAACCCAAGGUGCCGAGUAUUUUCAGAGGAGCUGGUCUGGCUGUAUGAGCCCAGGAGGGCAGGGGAGAAGGGGGCACCAGGAGGUACCAGGAAGCAAGCUGGAAGCAAGCCCAGAGAUGCUCUCAGAUGGUCCAGGAGCCAGAACCCCAGUGGACUCAGCCAGCUGUUUAUCUCCAGACGCUAAAGCUCAAGACCCAGUGGUCCCUUCUCAGCUGCUGGAACCCUACACUCUGCUGCUGGUCACACUAGUGGCCUGAGGACAGAUGGCAUGCAGGUCACACACCCAGAGAUGCUGUGCGUGACCCGUGUACACUGUCAGCCCUGCCGUGAUGAUGGCUACCGCAGAAGGCCCCACCCCUGCAAACAGGGCUAGAUUUAGGUGUGGCUUCAACAAAGUUGUUGGCUGGAGACUGAGUUACUCAGGUGGCCCUGCAGUGGCCCUGCAGGGGGCUAUGACUCCAGAUUGAGGCAAGGCUUCGAAGUAGGGAGUCCUGAUUCAAGUCCUUGGCUUCUCUGUUCGUCCACUUUUCUCUCCGCUCAGCACUGGUGAGGAGAGGAUGUCUAUGAAGUGCCUAGGCCAUGCCGGGUGGUGGUGGCGCACACCUCUAAUCCCAGCACUUGGGAGGCAGAGGCAGGCGAAUCUCUGUGAGGUCAAGGACAGCCAGGGCUACACAGAGAAACCUUGUCUCAAAAAACAAAACAAUAGUGACUGGGUACCAUGCCAGUUCAAUGAUCUCUCCCUCAGCCCCAGCCCCUUGCUUCCCUCCCUCUGGAGGGCCUGGGUCUGGCUCUCUGCUGCUUUCUCAAGGCUUCCCCAGUUGGAGCCAGUUUCUAGUAACCUGGAGCCUCAGGAAGAAAGAUCCAACCUGGGCAUGUUUGUGUGUGUGCCCAGAACUCAGGGAUGUAUCUGUGGGGGUGCAGAAAUGGGCAGGGUAGCAUUGAGGGGAUGUUACAGAGGUGAGGGACGAAGGGCUCUGGAAAUCAGUCUAGCCUGACUUUGAUGUGCAACCUCUGGGGUGUUAACGUUAUGGUGCCUCAGUUUCCCAUCUGCAAAAUGGGUAUAGCAUCCACCUACCUCGUGUCUAUACAGUGCCUCAUGUAGCAAUGAGCACAUCCACAUGUUCAAUAAAUAUGCAUCGGUACUCACCGUGGGAGCUUCAGUUCCCGCUGAGGAGCCCAGAUUGAAGCCCACUGUGGUGGGGUGAUCCUACAGCAGCUGGCCUUCAGAUAGGAGCGAUCCAGGGGUCUCAGGGAAGAGGUAGCCCUCCAAGGGACAAGUUCUGAGAGGAGGAUGGCUAAUGUUUAGUGAUGUUAUUUGUGUGGAGUUUUGGUGCUGGGGCCGACCCCAGGGCUUGGCACAGGCCGAGUGACCAGGCCAGAAGUGUGCAAAUAAGCUCAUGGGAGGAGUCUGGCUGCAUCUCAGCUGAGGAAGACAGACAAGCCAUCCAGUCUUUCUGUAGGUCCCAAGUGCCCUCUCCUCAACCCAAAGCAAUUUAGCGCACACCUCCCCCACCGGGCUAGGCUGGUGGCUGGACCCAGACCUGCUUCCUACUGCACUGUGUAGAGGUCCUGCUGUCAAAGAGGGUCAAGGCCCUCUCCCCCUGUGAUUGCUGCCUGGCAGCAGUGUUCUUGGGAAGCCCCAGCCUCAGCCAUUUCAGACUUUUAUGUGGGCAGCCUCUUGAGACAGGAAGGACACAACCUUUUCCUGUAGGAAGCAGGUCAGUCCAGAUGUUGGGUCACAGUGUGGAUUCUUAGUUUCUCCUGUGUGAACUGACCUCAGUGACCUAAGGGAGAGCCACCAUAGAAGAUGGCAGUCUUAGUUGCUACUCCGUUCAAGUCAAUAUGGCACCCCCGCUCCCCCCUUUCCCAGCAGUCUCACUGAUGGUACUGUGCUGGCGCCAUUUUUUCUUUUUUUAGAUGAGCUCGCCCUCUCUGGCCUAGGCUAAUAUUUCCAGUGAUCCUCCUGCCUCAGCUUCCUGAGGAGCUGGGUCUAUGGGUGCUUACCACUGUAUCCAGCAGUCCUAUUUUAAAGAUUAAGAAAGUGAGGCCCCGAGAGCUUGAGGAAGUUGCUUGGGUUGUUGGUGUAUUUUUUUCAUUUGCCGAAAGUGAGGCCCCGAGAGCUUGAGGAAGUUGCUUGGGUUGUUGGUGUAUUUUUUUCAUUUGCCGUGUGAGUAGUUGUUUGAUUUCGGAGAUGUGUCAGGCUCUGGGAAUGUGUCCAUGAGCAAAGCAGCCAGGGCGGCUACUUUGGACUAAGGAAGGGGUGACUGGAGGCUUAAAGUUGAGGAGACUUGCAGGCGGUGGGAAAUGCUGUGGAGGGGGAGGGCACCAAGGUUAGCUUCAUAGGGAGGCUGCCAAGGCCCACAAUCUGCACUGACUCUUGAACCACAGACAAGUGGAUCCGAAGGAACAUUCCAAGAGAGAAUUGAGAGUCCUGGAGGCGGGGAGGGGAUGGGCGUGCCCCAGGGCUAUGCCGAGUGACAGAAGGUAGGCAUACCCCCACCCAGCCAGCAUGCCAGGUAGGAAGGCGGGUGGUUCAGUCUUUUGUGUCCCCUACACUCCCUGUGUGGAUGCCGACUUUGGAGUUCUCUUAGGGUGGUAGCAAGGCCUGGAGCUGUGAAGCAAGGGAGUGCGUUCCUUUGAUAGUAUUUCAGAGAGGGCCACCCAUGUCACGACCCCGGGAGUGAAAGCCCUCCUGGUGUUACCUAGUUAGCAGGAAAUGUCAGAAGUGGCAGUAGGGACAGGUGAAAGGUUUUCUGCCUCACAGGGUCUGAUAACUAACAGAGUGGAUUGUCCCAACAAGGUGUCACAGGAAUGGAAAGAAUGUGUCCUGACCAGAAAAACAAGCAAAAGCACAAACAAAACAAAACCAAUAGCUAAAAAUAAAUAAAACAUUAAAAACCCACCACCCCACACACAUAAAAGGAACUAGUGUGUACAAGUGGUGUCCUAGACCGCCCGCCAAAGGGGCCCCGAGGUGUGGUCUUACAUCUCUGGUCUGUGCUGCACCCAGGCUGGGGGUUGAGUGCAGAAGGCCUGAGGGUAGGCUGUGCCAGGAGGGAGCUUCCUGAGACCCGGGCCACCCAGGCACAGAAGCGACAACAACACAGAAGAGUGUGAGCUUCCCUCAGGGGUUCUAUCCAGUGGCUACCAGCACGUGACCCCUGCUGAAAACCUGCUUUCUUUCUUAGAGCUGUGGUACAGGGGGCAGUGGCACCUUGGAUAACUUUUCUUAGAGAUCAUAAAGAAAAUGACCUUUUCCUCAAAGACUUGACUCUGUCUAGGAUGUAGCUAACUACUGUGUCCAGCCAGGUGCUGGGGUCACACUUUAUCUUUCCUCCCCCAACACUCACUCAGGAGGAGAGUAAGGCCAGCAGGAGCUAUACAGUGAAACCUGAUCUCUGAAAUAAAAAUUCUUUAAAAAGUUCUUGGACCUCUGCUUUUGUAUAUAUAUAUUUGUGAGUAAGGGCACAGAUGGGCAUGGCCCUUCCUAGCGAGCCAGAGCCUAGGCAGUGGAAAUGAUGGUUUUUUUUGUUUUUUUUUUUUUUUUUUUUUUACACUCACAGAUGUCUGAUAUUCAAUUUUAAGGCUUUUGUAUUUUUUUUUCUAUGUAAACCCCCUUCAUCUCUUCAGAUCUUCAGUAAAGUCUGCUACAAACACA